UCAAGAAAGCAGGAUUCAGCAUAGCUGUUCCAGCCCUCAUUUCCCACAGUUAGUGGAGCAAUUCUGGCAGCCGCCAGGUGGUGUUUGUGCAGUUGUCAAACAGCUUCCUCUGAAGGCAGAUGAAGACCAAUCCUACACCUGCUGCAUCAGGAUUUGGAAGCACUACCGGCACCCUGAAUGUACGAUUCUAUUAAUUCUUUUUUAAAGAAAUCAUCUAGAUGGUCCAGCAACAUUCACUAAUCUUGCUAAUCUGAAGUAAACAGAGCUGUUAUGAUUCCUCAUCUUUCAAGCUGCAAGCAAGUCUGCAGAAGAAUAAAAAUGUAUAUGACUGAAGCCAUCAUUACCAUUAAAAUGUUUGCGUUUCAUAGAACACAUGAAUUCUCUGUUGCUUGUCAUACUGAAGAGUAGCACAUGUCCCUUGACGUACCAUAGAAAUUUGGCAAGUUCUGAUCUUAACUGAUUCUGCCUUCCCAGAUUAUAAACAUGACUUCUGCAGAUCUUUCUGGAUCCACCUACAAUUUCAGCACUUUGGCACUCAAGUCAGAAGUGACCUACCUAAUGGAGAAUCAUACCAUGGAAAUUUACACAACAGCCUCCUCUCCAGUACUCUGUAAUAGCACGUAUUUUGAACUAAAUGGAUCACAUCUGUGUAAUGAAAGCCUUAUAGAUAAAUCAGAGCACCAACAAUAUAUUAUAGGUCUCUUCUUAUCUUGCCUUUAUACAAUAUUCCUUUUUCCUAUUGGUUUUGUAGGUAACAUCCUAAUUUUAGUGGUGAAUAUCAGUUUUCGUGAGAAGAUGACUAUUCCAGAUCUAUAUUUUAUAAACCUUGCUGUAGCAGAUCUUAUUCUGGUUGCUGACUCCCUCAUUGAAGUUUUUAACCUGGAUGAAAAGUAUUAUGAUAUCACGAUAAUUUGUACAUUCAUGUCCUUAUUCCUUCAAAUCAACAUGUAUAGCAGCAUAUUUUUUCUAACGUGGAUGAGUUUUGACAGAUACAUAGCACUGGCAAAAGUAAUGAGAUCCAACUUAUUUCGCACCAUGGAACAUGCCAGAUUAAGCUGUGGCCUAAUAUGGUUGGCAUCCAUCUCUGCAACACUAGUGCCUUUCACAGCGGUACAUUUGCAACACACUGGAGAAAUUUACUUUUGCUUUGCAGAUGUAAAAGAAAUCCAGUGGCUAGAAAUAACCUUGGGGUUUGUUAUACCUUUUGCUAUCAUAGGCCUCUGCUACUCAUUAAUUGUUAGAGUCCUGAUAAAAGCCCACAAGCACAGGAGCUUGCGCAUACGCCGACAGAAAGCUCUUCGCAUGAUUGUUGUUGUUGUGCUCGUCUUCUUCAUUUGCUGGCUUCCUGAAAAUGUCUUCAUAAGUGUACAACUCCUUCAACAGAGAGACCAAGGUUCAGCAAGGAGCCAGUCUUUCAGGCAUAACAACCCCUUAACUGGACACAUUGUGAACCUUGCAGCCUUCUCAAACAGCUGUUUGAAUCCCCUUAUCUACAGUUUCCUAGGUGAAACUUUCAGAGACAAACUAAAACUGUAUAUCGAACAGAAAACCAAAGUGUCUGUUUUACACCGCUUUUGUCACGCUACCCUGAAAUCAGUCAUUACUGACAGCACCGAGCAAUCAGAAGUUUAAUUUAGCCUGCAUCGGAGGUGCCUUAAUGGAAACCUGAUCACAACAUUUAUUGUGAACAGAAAAAAAUGUAAAUUUUGUUCUCUGCAUAAAAAUUUGUAUCCUAUUCUUACAACAAUAUGCAAAUUAUUCAGAUGUGCACUAAUUAUGGGUUGAAACUAAUAAAAGGUCCAUGGAAGGUUGGCUGAAUUUGUAUACUCCAAAAGGCAGCAGAAAACAAUGGAAGGAAGAACCUAACUAUAAUGCAAUUAUGAAACAUAACUACUUUUCUGGUAUCUCACAGAUGCUUUAAACAAAGUAAUGCAACUACCAUUAGCCUGGAGAAAUUCAAUGUAACAUAUUAAUGUAGAGAAGUCAUUGAUUUUCCAUCCAAGUACAUCAGCAUGCAAACUUGGUUCAGAAAAGAGCUGGAGAGUUUGAUGAACAGUACUAUAUAUAGAAGGAGACAUUCUGCUACAUAUACUGAAUUAAGAACAAUA
Molecule: messenger RNA, 2108 nt
Organism: Pogona vitticeps (central bearded dragon)
Lineage: Eukaryota; Metazoa; Chordata; Lepidosauria; Squamata; Agamidae
Gene: GPER1
Product: G protein-coupled estrogen receptor 1
Biological process (GO): G protein-coupled receptor signaling pathway; cellular response to estradiol stimulus; nuclear receptor-mediated steroid hormone signaling pathway
Cellular component (GO): membrane; Golgi apparatus
Molecular function (GO): nuclear estrogen receptor activity; G protein-coupled receptor activity
Source: RefSeq, a predicted model, not a curated record